Messenger RNA from Panicum virgatum (switchgrass), 857 nucleotides. Its product is annotated as non-classical arabinogalactan protein 30-like. The coding region runs from base 213 to 734 and encodes 173 amino acids. NCBI's taxonomy places the organism in Eukaryota, Viridiplantae, Streptophyta, Magnoliopsida, Poales, Poaceae. The transcript is spliced from 2 exons. The record is from RefSeq and is a predicted model, not a curated record.
CACGCAUGUGACUGUAUCUUCCGAGCCGCUCUGAUGAUGACUUAAUGAGCCAGCCGGAAUCUGCUCUCUGACUCAAAGCACUAGCAGGCUACAAAUUGCGCUGUUCUUCCGCGGCUUCCUCCCCAUGAUCGCUGCUACGCCGCCAUAGCUUCGUUCCUUCCUCUUCGAUAAUCGAUACACUGGCUCAUCUCCCAUCAGUGUCACAGCAAUUAAUGGCGCCUACUCUCGCGACAAGGAGCAGGAGCCUCGUCCUGGGCUGCGGCCUCGCCGCCGUGAUCCUCGCCGUGGGCUGCCUGCCGUCCGGUGGCUCGGGCAUGGGCAUGCCCCGGCCGCAGCCGGACCUCAACUUCACCAUCGGCGUGGAGGGCGUCGUCUGGUGCAAGGGCUGCCGGUACCCCGGCUACAUCGAGUCCAGGGACGCGUCGCCUCUCCGGAACGCGUCGGCGCUGCUGCGGUGCCGGCGGCACGGGAGCCGCCAGGCGCUGUCGGUGUGGGGCGCCACGAACUCGCGCGGCUACUUCCUGAUCCAGACGGGGGCGCAGGCGGCGGCCUUCACCAGCAAGGACUGCAGGGUGUACGUGCCGCGGUCGCCGGCGCGCGGGUGCGCGAACCCUGCCCGGAGGAAGGGGCUGCCGCUCAGGUUCCGGAGGUUCGUGACGCGCCCCGACGGGCUGCAGGGCCGCUACGUCGCCGGCGGCUUCACGUUCGCGCCGCAGGACCGCUCCAAGUGCUGACCGCCUCUCACCCUCCUACUCCUGCUUCGUUCAUUCGGAACGGCGCGCGGGGCUCUGUAACUGUAAAUAAAUAAAGGCUCCUUUCAAAAUAAAUAAAUAAAUAAACCCCUUCCAGCGAGUUCA